CCCGCCGCCAUGUCGGCCCUGUGCGACCCCCCCGGUGCUGCCAGCCCCCCCCGCCCCCCGCUCAGCGCCCAGGAGCUGGGCCAGGAGGUGAAGGCCUUUCUCAGCGGCGUCGAUCCGGUUCACGGCACCAAACUCUCGGCAAAGGACCACGCUCGGUGCGCUCUCCUCCUCCUCCGGAGCCUUCCGCCCGCCCGCCACGCCGCCCUCGAUCACCUCCGCUCGGUUUUCGACGACCAGGUUUGCUCUCACCUCUUGGAACGGGAAAGCGGGACGGCGUCGGCUUUGAGCCGCUCGGGAGGAGGUGGGUUGGAAGAAGUGGUCCAAGAAGUUCAACGGGUGUUGGCGGAAUUCGUUCGGAGCAAUCCCAAAGCUUGGGCUCCGGUGGUUUCGGCUUGGUCGAUCGAUUUGAUGGGGCAGUUGAGCAGUAAAUACGCCGGGCGACACGGCGUUCCGCACGCUUCCAGCUUAAACGAGUUGCUCCAGCUCUGGAUGUCGUGUAAAGCCACUCGAUCCUUGAUGGAAAUCUACACCCAGUGCCUUUCGGCCAUGAUCGGAGGUUGCCCGGACGCGUGCGUGGAUGCGCUUUUGGACACCUCGGUCCAACAUUCGCCUCAUUUCGAUUGGGUCGUGGCUCACAUCGGUUCCUCUUUCCCCAAUACCAUCAUCAACCGCGUCCUUUCCUGCGGCCUCAAGGAUUUCUGCGCCCAUGGAGCCGCUCCCGGCGGGGAUUUGCUUUUUCCUGGCUCCGCCGAUAAACGCGUGCCUAAAAUCGCCUCCGUGGUUGGAAUUUUGGGCCAUUUGGCCUCGCGGCAUUCGGGAAGCAUCAAGCAGGAGCUGUUACGGAUGUUCCACGAGAGCCUGGGUCCGGCGCGGGAGCCGCCGCACAAAGCCGCCGUCCCCUUCCUCCUCCAGUUGGCCGUGAUGUCCCCUCCACUGCUCGGAACCAUCUCCUCGGAGCUGGUGGAUUCCUUAAAACCCGGAGUCCUCAACCAACUCCACCAACAUUUCGCUUCCCUGCCUCGCGAGGACCUGGACAACAUGGUGAGCAUUGUCGUCCACCUCAUCUGCCAAACGUCGGCCGGCGCUUUCCGGAUCCUUCAAUUCUUGGUCAACACGGCCAUGCCGGCAUCCGUUAUCACUCCUCCGGGCCCGACGCUCCACGACGGAGUGCGAGAAGCUUGCGAUCGCAUCAUCCAACUCCUCCUCCUCAACCUCCAGAAGUUGGUUUACAACCGCGCCAGCCCCACCUUGACCGACUCACCGCCUCGGCCCAUCCCUUUCCUCGACGCUCUUCGUUCUCACGUCCGGGAACUUUGCGUUGAGACUUUACGUCUCGAAAGGAAGCGUUUCCUUUGGCAACACCAACUCUUAGGGCUCUUGGCGGUUUAUUCGGCUCCUCACUGCGCUUCCGACGCUCUUUUCUUCCUCCUGGCCUUGGCGCGGAGUCCGGAAGAGUUGGCGUUGGCCACGCAGCUCUACGCCGUCCUCAGCUCUUGCCUUUCCGAUCUCCUUCCCGCCACUGUCACCACUUGCGUGUCCCAAAUCCACGCCGGUCGCUUGCCGGAACCUCAAGUGGCUCAGCUUUUCCGUAAUUUAGCCGCCGUGGUGCAAGGCGAAGGCGGCGAAGGCGCCGGAUCGGCCAUGGGAGCCCAACUGGGAGCCGUCCUCGCGCGGCAUCUCCAUGAUUUAGCUCAACUCCUUCUCCACCACGACGCUGAAGUGGCGGAAUCUGCUUGCCUGUUGCUUUCCGUCUGCCCGCUGCCGCGUUCCGUGCCUCCCGCUCACCUCCUGGCCGCCAUCCGCGCCGCCGUUCACCAAUUCUUCUUGGUUUUACGCCGGCAAAACCCAAGCGAUCUCGGCUCCAGCAGCCGGCUCCUGGCGCGGCUCAGCGCCGUCUCGCCGGCCGCCGCCAAAGCCGUUCUCCAGCAGCUGGUGGAAGGUGCUCUCCGCGGCGGCAACGCCGAGCUCUUCGGAGCGCCGGCCGAACAUUCCGGAAGGGAUGAAACCAGGCAAGAAGGAAGCGGCGGUGUUUCCUUGUUGGACAUCAACCGCCGUUUUACCACGGCUGUGAACUUCUCCGGUGGUGUUUGGUCCGUAUUUCACGCCGGAGUCAUCGGGAAGGGCCUGAAAGCUCUAGACGCGUCGGAAAACCGGGAAAGCGAGGAGUUGGCGCAUAAUUCCCAAGCUUUCCUCACUCUCCUUCUCCGCUGUUGCCGCGGGGCUCGCGCCGCCGAUUCCGCGCCGGAAUCCUUCCCGACGGUCCAUCCCGAAGCAGCUAAAGCCGUGGCGGCGGCGUUGGUGGAAAGUGUUUGCCCGGAAGCGGCCGGUGGCGAGCUGGCGUGGCCUCCGGAAGAGCAAGCUCGCGGGACGGUAGAACGGGAUUUACGGAUUUGCCGGCGUUUCCGAGACCACCCUCUUCUUUUCCCGCUCUUGAGGUUGGUCGCCGCCGGCCGACCGGCUCUUUGCUACUGCUCCGUUCUUCUCCGAGGGCUUUUAGCCAGUUUGAUGGCGUUUUGGGAUGCGUGCCGGGAAAGCCGGACUGCCGGAUCGCCGUGGCACCUCCACGCGUCGUGCGCUUUGGUUUCCUGCAUGGCCGAAGGUUCUUUGCUCCCUCCGGUUCUUGGGAACAUGCACGAGAUCUUCCACCAACUCGCGCCCUUCGAGGUUCACCUCCUCCUCCUCAGCGUUUGGGAUUAUUUACGGGAGAACAGUCCCCUCCCGCAAAAAUUCACCUUCCAGGCGGAAAAAGGCGUUUUCCUGAGGGAUUUCUCUCGCGAUGGAGACGUCGGGAAGCACCUGGCCGUGCUCCACAGCGUUCUUCAUAAGAACAUCCACCGCUUGGGGCUCCUGGCGGGGCGAUUUCGGCCAUAAAUCGCCCCCCCCGGGGUGGGGAUUUGGUCCUGAGGGGGUGGGAAUGGGAUCGGAUCCGAACCCCCCACACGGAAUCCGAUGUGGGGAUAAAAGGGAGGAGGAAGGAGAAGAGAUUGAGGAGUUUGGGGGGAGUUGAGGGGUUCUGGGGUCUUAAAUUGUCCCCCCAGGGUGGGAAUGGGAUCAGAUCCAAACCCCCCCGCCCUGCGGAAUCCGAUGUGGGAAUUAAAGGGAGGAGAGAGGAGAAGAGAUUGUGGAGUUUGGGGGGGGUUGAGGGGUUCUGGGGUCUUAAAUUGCACCCCCAUACCCCCCCCGGAGUGGGAAUUUGGACCUGAGGGAGGUGGGAAUGGGAUCGGAUCCAAACCCCCUGCGCGGAAUCCGGUGUCGGAAU
Messenger RNA from Cuculus canorus (common cuckoo), 3259 nucleotides. RefSeq names its product integrator complex subunit 5 (gene INTS5). Gene Ontology annotation, biological process: snRNA 3'-end processing. NCBI's taxonomy places the organism in Eukaryota, Metazoa, Chordata, Aves, Cuculiformes, Cuculidae. The record is from RefSeq and is a predicted model, not a curated record. Gene Ontology annotation, cellular component: integrator complex. The coding region runs from base 10 to 2871 and encodes 953 amino acids. The transcript is spliced from 2 exons.